Messenger RNA from Saprolegnia parasitica CBS 223.65, 174 nucleotides. RefSeq lists its product as hypothetical. Lineage: Eukaryota; Oomycota; Saprolegniomycetes; Saprolegniales; Saprolegniaceae. The record is from RefSeq and is a predicted model, not a curated record. The transcript has a single exon. The annotation marks the transcript as partial.
GUGGUUUGGCUCAUGCAGCUGCUCUCAACCUCGCGCUGCUUGACCACUGUCGACUUGAGCUACUCCAAGAUCGGAACCGCUGGGUUUGCGGCGCUGGCCAAAGCGCUGCCGGCGUGGAUGGCGAGAGGCCUGCAGACGUUGACGCUUCGGGCGACGGGCCUCCGUGACGACGAC